AAGAGGAAAAAGUUGCUCGUGGUGGAGAAACACAUCAUGAUGAGGAGAAGAGAGAUCUGAACUCCUCUGACUGAUGAAGACUCUGUUAGGUGACCGACCAAGAUGCAAAACCUGACAGAGCUUCCUUUCAACUCAACCUCACCAAAAACCUCCGUGAUCGUCAAAGUUUGUGUGGUCAUUCCCUUCUUCUGCUUCUUCCUCAGUUUCAUCGCUCUCAUGCUGCACACCUUCGCCUCUCACAGACACUUUUUGGACACGUCACGUUACGUCCUGUUUGCACACAUGCUGAUCAACGACACUGUGCAGCUCAUGAUCUCUGUGCCACUCUUCCUCUGUGCCAUUGGCCGAGCCAGAUUUCCGCGUGUUCUCUGUGUCAUUAUCCUCACUCUCUCUACUAGCACUUUUCAGAACACUAAUUUGAUCCUGGCUGCCAUGUCCCUGGAGCGUUACGUUGCCAUUUUCUACCCCCUGCAGCCUCCGGCCUUCUGGCGCUCAGACAGGAUCUGGGCCAUCAAUCUGUGUCUGUGGCUCUUCAGCUUCACUUUCUCUGUCACAGAGUUUUGCAUCAGGAAACAAGACCCAGCUCUGAACAUCCUGCCUACCCCUGUUCUUUGUAUAAAUACAGUUAUCAACUCGUCCCCGGUUCAGGCCGUGUUCAGAGCUGCAAUGAGUGUGUUCUUCUUCUCUGUAGUGGCCGUCAUCAUCCUCUUCACCUACUUGAGGAUUCUGCUGGAAACCAGGAAGCUGCGUCAGGACAGAGCGUCGGUGAGCAAAGCCCUGCACACGGUGCUGCUGCACGGCUUCCAGCUGCUGCUGUGCAUGCUGGCCUUCACACACCCCUUCACCGAGACCCUCUUUGUGCUGCACACCACGUGGCUGACAGAGGACGUGGCGUUCUUCAACUACUUCUGCUUCAUCCUGGUGCCACGCUUCCUCAGCCCGCUCAUCUACGGCUUCAGGGACCAGAGCCUCAGGAAGCACAUCGGGAAAACAUUCAUCUGUGGCCCCAAACGACGAGUCAAACCCAGAUUAAGAUGCUGACUCAUCGUUUACUCCAACAAAAACAGACAUGUUUCAAAAUAAUUUAAAUUUUUUCACAGAUAUGCAGCAAAUUGUCAUCUUAAUAUAGUUAAAAUUGUAACAGAGCCACAGGUUUUA
This is a messenger RNA of Austrofundulus limnaeus, 1158 nucleotides long. RefSeq names its product hydroxycarboxylic acid receptor 2. The record is from RefSeq and is a predicted model, not a curated record. Gene Ontology annotation, biological process: detection of chemical stimulus involved in sensory perception of smell; G protein-coupled receptor signaling pathway. Bases 103 to 1041 code for a protein of 312 amino acids. Gene Ontology annotation, cellular component: membrane. NCBI's taxonomy places the organism in Eukaryota, Metazoa, Chordata, Actinopteri, Cyprinodontiformes, Rivulidae. The transcript has 2 exons. Gene Ontology annotation, molecular function: odorant binding; G protein-coupled receptor activity; olfactory receptor activity.